Toxoplasma gondii ME49 is the source of this 2796-nucleotide messenger RNA. RefSeq names its product aspartate aminotransferase. The coding region runs from base 260 to 2053 and encodes 597 amino acids. The record is from RefSeq and is a predicted model, not a curated record. Lineage: Eukaryota; Apicomplexa; Conoidasida; Eucoccidiorida; Sarcocystidae. Gene Ontology annotation, biological process: biosynthetic process; amino acid metabolic process. The transcript is spliced from 9 exons. Gene Ontology annotation, molecular function: transaminase activity; pyridoxal phosphate binding.
CUCUGCCACUUUUUCGGUGUCUGGUAUCUCGAGUGUGUAUGGUCUCAAUCGUCGUCGAAGUUCAGCACACAUUCGCCGUUACACUUUUCUUUAAGUCUAUUAAAGGCGUUGGCUCUCGUCUUUUCGAAAGACAACUGCUUAUUCGACUUGAACUAUCCCCCUGUGGACGCCUAAGACCGUUCUUCAUUGUGUACCCUCGUACGACGUGUGCUUAGCCCUAUCAGAAGUAAAACCUGGAGCGACCAAUCCGGUUAAAACUAUGUUUCCAACUCUUAGUGAGAACCUAGGGGAAAGUGUCGAAAGCCCGCUCGUUUCCCUCCACAUUGUCGUUCCUCGUUCGUCGGCCGGCAACACAGUCUUAGCGUUGAGCCGCGUGCAUGCACAGUUCUUCUUUUCUCCCCGUCUGUUUUUUUGGUAUUUGUGCAAUUCUCCGAGGAAAAACGUGUCAAAGUCGAACGCUCUCGCGAUGACUCUCGCACUCUUCUGCGGCUCGGCUGCCGGGCUGCUUCCCAGGAACGUUUCGCGGCUGCGUGUGGACAGCAAAGCCUUACCCUCGAGUUUUCUCUCGUGGCUGCCGACGUCGGCGACGCCGCGAACUCCUGAGAUCAAACACACAAAAAGGCCCUCGUUGAAACAUCCCCACGCACGAGCAGAAGGACGCGAGCAAGAAAACGUCUCCAGCCUUCUCUUGCGGUCGCUUGCAAGCGGGAGUGUCGUCUCCCUCUGUCUUUCUCUGUGUACUCGAAGCCCAGCGACUUCCUUGUCGAGUUUCUCCGGAGUUUCUGCACUCAACAGAGGGUAUUUCUCGAGGACAAUGGCGACACAAAGUUCCCUGUUCGACGGUGUCCAAGAGGCACCCCCGGACCCCAUUCUCGGACUGGAAGUCGCGUUCAGGGCAGACCAAGACCCAAGAAAAGUGAACCUCGGCAUCGGAGCCUACCGAACAGAUGACGGAAAACCCUACGUUUUCAGAUGUGUCAGACAAGUAGAGCAGGAGAUGGCUGCGGAUCCGAACCUGUACAAGGAGUACCUUCCGAUCGACGGCCUCCCGGAGCUGAAGAAGCAAACACAGGAACUCCUCUUUGGUGAAGACAGUUCUGCAAUAGCAGAAGAACGCAUUUGCUCGGCUCAAGUUCUGUCAGGGACAGGAGGCUUGCGCGUUGCCGGAGAAUUCCUUCGAUACUUCUUGCCGCAUUGCAAGACCGUAUACAUGAGCGAACCGACUUGGCCAAACCACCCGAACAUCUUCAAGAAGGCGGGACUCGAGGUGGCAACUUACCCUUACUGGAAUCCAGCCACGAAAGGUGUCGAUUUCGAAAACAUGAAGAAGACACUGGAGAGUGCUGCUCCGUACUCAGUUCUCCUCCUCCACGCUUGCGCCCACAAUCCCACGGGAGUAGAUCUAAAUGAGGCCCAGUGGCGAGAAAUCAUGGAUCUCUGCAAGCGCAAAAGGCUCGUGCCGAUGAUCGACAAUGCCUACCAAGGCUACGCGAGCGGGGAUUUGCAGCGCGACAGUUUCAGCUCGCGUCUGUUCUGCAACGAGGGCAACAUGGAACUGUUCGUCUGCCAGUCGUUCGCCAAGAACAUGGGGCUCUAUGGCGAACGCAUAGGCAUGCUCCACAUUGUAUGCGCGAACGCAGAACGAGCAAAAGUUGUUUUGAGUCAAGUGAAAAAAAUUAUUCGGCCCAUGUACAGCAGCCCACCGUUGCACGGGGCGCGCAUCGUCAGUCGAGUUCUGGGAGAUCCGAACAUGAAAGCGGCCUGGAUGUCGGAACUGAAGGAACUUGCAGGUCGAAUCCAGAGUGUACGGAGUGCGUUGCGGAGUGGUCUAGAGGCGAAGCAGACGCCAGGAACGUGGAGACACAUCACAGAGCAAAUUGGAAUGUUCUCCUACACUGGCCUCUCCCGAGAACAAGCUGAACGGAUGACAAAGCACUGGCACGUGUACAUGAUGAACAACGGCCGCAUUAGUCUGGCGGGUCUCACCCAGGCUAAUUUGCCGUAUGUGGUCGAGGCGAUAGACGAGGUGGUGCGGGCAGUUCCUGCAAGCUAAUCGAGCAUGGAGAUGCCGUGAAAAAAAAACAUGUGUGUGGAGAGGACAGAUUGAUCGUGAUACCCAGAGUAAUGUGUGGCUUUGCUUGCUAUCCUCCGGACAUAGUGGGCGGAUCUGGCUCUCCUGCUUGCGUCUGAAUAUAUAUAUAUAUAUAUACAUGUUAAAUAUGUAUAUAUAUAUAUAUAUAUACAUGCAUAGAGCGCCCGUGGUUCUAUGUCUGCAUGUGCAUUCCGAGUUAAGACCAGUGAACAGCGUAUCGUGGUGAUUCGCUGAGAGGAAGAUGUAGACAGAUGCAUGCGGGGGUAUGUAUCAGCGUGCAUCUGUCGUUUAGGUUUUACGUCUUGCAGAGACUCCCAGAUGUUUCUGUGGUGUCAUUUGCCUUUUUUACGCGUACGCGGGGGCAAGCGGCUAGAGCCGCAUGUGUCCGUACUUCUCGUAGGGGGUUUGCGCUCCACUCUGCCAGAGUGCCUCAUCUCUGCAGUCCGGCGACAACAAUGUUGUGUUCGAUGGUUGGCAGUCAGUCUUACCUCACACAUUCCCUUCGCGACCCCAGUUGGGUUUCACGAGGCUUUGGCAUUCCGUCCUACACAUGCGUGCAACUCAGUUGGUGUGUGGCUCCCGCGUCUUGCGGCUGGGUAUGGCGGUUUGGAGUUUAACGCGUGGAAGCUCGGGGCUUCUCACGGAAACCUUCUACCGUCAGUGAAAUGGGAAACGAUCUAUAAUACAAAUCGCUGGAUGUCGUC